Messenger RNA from Phytomonas sp. EM1, 3527 nucleotides. The record is from the annotation of a GenBank genome assembly. NCBI's taxonomy places the organism in Eukaryota, Euglenozoa, Kinetoplastea, Trypanosomatida, Trypanosomatidae.
AUGACUUCACUGCAUCCCUGGAUACCAAGAUCAAACUGGCUUUACAAUGCUUCAAGAAAAGCAGUAAAUCAUUUUUGCCCGCAGAUACGCAAUACGUACCCUCUUCCAGUACUAGAUGGCCCCCUGCCAAAGGAAAUCCCUGAAUCAUUUAUACUGCAUGACAGAAAGCAGAAGAGUGAUCCGUUUCGAUAUAUGGAGGAUUUGUUUGAUCGUGAUACUUUACAAUAUGUCAAGAAGGAAAUGCUUCAUUUUUCGCUGCUCAGCGCUAAGUUUGAUCUUAAGCACACUAAAGCGCGUCUAUGGGCUGAGUUGGAUGCUAAAGUAGUAGUUACAACGCGUGAGGGGGGAUACGAUAAGGGUGAGGAGAGGAUUGGUGACUACAUUUAUUUCACUCGCAUUGUUCCUGGCCAUGACUCUAAUGCCAUUGGUUUUUACCGAAAAAAAGUCGGUGAAGUUGACAUACUCGCCGAGGAGCUUAUAAACCCUGUUUUACUUCAACAGCACUUUGGUUACAGAGACUGUUCAAUUGGGGUUUGUCGUGUUUCAGAGGAUGGUCGGUAUUUAGCGUACACACUAUCUAUAGAAGGUGGAGAUCGAUAUAUUUGUCAUGUAAGGAGCAUCGAUAAUGCAAGCCUUUUCCAUGUUAUUCGUGGGAACAAUAUUGUGGGGAUCGAGUUUGGCUCUGGAAACAAUUUUUUUUUUACUGAAUCAAAUCAGCUAAACCGGCCACAUCGUGUCAUGAUGCAGGAAAUUCGCCCAGGAAUUCUGGAACCUCCAAAAGAGCUCUAUUGUGAUAAUGACGAACAGUUUUUUGUCGAUAUUAGAAAGACCAAAGAUGGCAAGUAUAUUGCGAUAACUUCGGAUUCUAAAGUAAAUGGGAACGUCUUAAUUUUACCAGCAUCCUAUCCAGCGAUCCCAACUGAGUUGAGUCAUUUUUUCCCCGAAGGGAAACCGAUAGAGAUUGCUGGAAAGAGGGGAUGGAAUUGGCUCGAACAUUACCAUGGCUACUUUGUUAUGGUCACGUCAGAUAAAGGCUCAAACUUUCGAGUCGUGUACGCGCGUGAUGAAAUUGCUCUUAAAUGUGGAGUGAAUACAGAGUGGAAGGAGCUCAUUUCACAUAGACAGGAUGUUCAGAUAUCAGAUAUCGACAUCUUCGAAGGUCGGCUUGUGCUGUAUGAGAGCCAUUAUGCUUUCGAGCGAAUAAACCAUAUAAGAGUCGUAAAGCUGGAUCAUGGCAUUGAGGCGGCGGCGCGAGCAGCUAGAGAGGAUGAUUUAGUCUUGCACUUUCCACCGCUCACAUCCGUAACACCAGGCUUGAAUAAAAACUUCGUGCAAAGUUCAAUGUCAUUUGUGUAUAGUAGCAUUAUUCAACCGAGUCGUGAUUGUGUCUUCAAUUUCAAUUCAGAUAUGACCGCUGCGAAAGCCAAGCUCUGUUCGUCUGAUGCUUUGUUUACGCAGCGUCAGUCGGAACAAUUUACUCCCUGGGAUUACAUGUGGCCCUAUAGCAUGUACCGUGAUUUCUGUAUUUCUGAUGAUGGAACAGAGAUUCCCAUUACAAUAUGCCAGCGCAAAGACGCAUUUGUACAGGAGCUGACUGAUUUUGAGCCAAAACCAAAUUCCCCCAAACAUUGCUUGAUCUAUGUAUACGGUUCAUAUGGGGAGGUCCCUUCGAUGCACUUUCAAUUAGCCCCCUACAUGUGGAUGAUUCGUCGCCGUUGGACCGUGGCAUUUGCACAUGUCCGUGGUGGUGGUGAGUUACCCGGUUGGUCUGAAGGCGGCAAGGGCUCCCAAAAAAUUAAAACAACACAAGAUUUUAUUGCAUGUUGCGAGCAUAUGGUAAAAAUGGGUUACACCAAGCCUGAACUGAUGGUCGCUGCUGGAAAUAGUGCAGGGUGCGUACCUAUUGCAGCAGCAAUGAAUAUUCGUGGAUGUGGGUUGUUCGGCAAUGUGCUUAUGCGCUCACCAUUCCUUGACAUAAUCAACACAAUGAUCGAUCCAGACUUACCGCUUUCCCUUGCUGAGCGUGAGGAUUGGGGGGAUCCACUAAACAACCAAACUGACUUGGCUUUAUUGCAUAAAUAUGAUCCUUAUUACAACCUAAAUAGCCGUGUUACGUACCCAGGGAUGAUGAUUUCCGCUUGUCUGGAUGAUGAUCGAGUUCCUGCAUGGAACGCGUUAAAGUAUGUUGCAAAACUGCGGCAUCAGCGCAAACUGAAGGGUGUAGACCCAGUAGCACAACCUCUAAUCCUGCGCUUGCGCUUGAACGGCGGUCAUUAUCACUGGGGAAGCGUCGAGAAUAUUUGCGAGGAAAUUGCUUUCCUUUGCUCACAGCUUGAUUUGGAAGGACCUGGUAAGCUGCUUAACGACAUGGACGUUAUGACGCAGAUGCACAAUUUAACCUCUGUAGGCAUAAUGGAUCAUGACGACCAGCAAAAAGUAUUUCUCAAAUGGGACAACUGGGAGCGUGAGCGAAUUGAUUAUCACGUCAAGCUUCAUAACUUUAGUUGGGAACCUAACUUUCGGAAAGUUAAGGCCGAGAAGGAGCCGUUCUUCUGGGUUCCUACGGAUUCGGAGUUGAAUCAGAAAAGGGUCGAUGAAAUGUUGAGGGCAAAGGAGAGGGAAACUCAAGAAAGCGGUCGAGCAGGAGGAAAAACUGGAAACUUUGGCAGGGCAGCAGGCCGAAACAUGUACUCCGAAGAAGAAAAACAAGGAUAACUCUUCUCAAAAAAUUCCGUGUUUCGUUAAACUGUUGUGAAGGUGUUUGAACGGAGUUUCUUAAAAGGUGUCUGACUAGUUUUGUCAUCUUUGGACACAUGGGAGUUUCUAGACUUUACCCUUUCCAUUAUCUUGUGAUCGUUGCACUGCAUGUUACUCAGAGCAUAGACUGAUGCAUAAAUUCAUAAAAAAAAUAUCUACAACCUCACAAGGGCCAAUAAAAAUCUUUAAUCUUUUUAGUGAUUGAGCCGCAUCUUAUCUGUCAUAUUUGUCAAUCAUACGCAAGAGAUAAAAUUACGCAGAAACAAAUUCAUCUUUUUGACCAGGAUAAUUAGUUUUCUAUGAAACAUUGGCUUCUGCUAGCAACUAUUCCUAGCGUUGUGAAUAUUACGCACGCAAUCUAUGGGGUUGAUACACUUAAGGGUUUUACGAAUAGAGUCAUGUGAGAGGGGAAGAGUGAAAGAGUGAAUUUGAAAUUUUCUUCCGAACCUUAACCACUAAUGAAGCACCGGAGUUCACGCGAAGGGCUUUUGAGAUGUGGUUAUAUAUAUAUCAUGAAAUCAAGCCAAUAGUCUUAAGGGCUGCGUGUGGUGAUGCAUUUCUCUUAGAAUAGACAUUAUUGAAGUAUUUCAUGGGGAUAGAAGCAAGGAUGUUUCCAGGCACAAGGGUCGUCAUAUAGACAUCUCUGCUAGCCAUAUACCUGUUGAUGUUUCAAAUGAUAUAGGGCACUAAAAGUUUUGGACAAGGAUAAUAGCAAUUGAAAUAGAUCAGAUUGACGUGUUGUUGAUAGUUUUUCCCUACGAUGUGCCUAA